This is a messenger RNA of Rotaria sp. Silwood2, 738 nucleotides long. The record is from the annotation of a GenBank genome assembly. NCBI's taxonomy places the organism in Eukaryota, Metazoa, Rotifera, Eurotatoria, Philodinida, Philodinidae.
AUGCGAAUAACAACCAUAGAUAGUAAUCAAAAUAAAUUUGAUAAAGACAUAUGGCGAGCAGGUGGAUCAGCAUCACGUGAACAAAUCUUACAGAAAUGGAAUGAUUCUAAUAGAAUACUUAUUGAAUAUUUUAUGAAAAAUAAAUUUCAUCAAACAGAACUUUCAACUUAUAAUUCUUAUUUUUAUACAGAUGAAAUUGGAAAAUUAUUAAUGAAUACACAAUUAAACAUUCCAACUAAUUUACAAGAAUUAUGGCUGAUGAUACGGGGUAAAAAUCCUAGAUCUGUUCUUGUGACAAUGAAUAUGUUUAAUGGGCAACCAGUUUUAGUUAAAAGUUCACAGGUGCUUUUGGUGAAACAGAUCAUCAAAAAAUUAGCGCAGAAACAUCAUAUUUAUGCGGGAUGUGGUUUACGAUCAUUAAAUGAUGUUGAAGAUAUGCUCAAAUCAAGUGUUUGUCGAUGUGUUGUGGCUAGUACCGAUGAUGUAUUGAUUACGAAAAUACCCAAAGAACAUCUAGUUGUCGAAAUAAGUAUUAAUGAACUAAAUGAAGUACUUAUUCAUGGUCGUCAAACAAAUACUCAUGUGAAUAUAAUUACAAAAAUCAAUCAAUUGAUUCAGAUCGAUGUCAAUAUUAGCAGUAUAACAUUUUUUCAAAGCGAAGGACAUUUAUCAGGAAUACCUCGGCAACAAAUCCGAAACCUUCUUAUACAAAUUCCUCAAAAUAUUAAGAGAAUUUAA